AUGUCACCUACAAACAAUGCCGUCCGAGCGAACUCUGCGUGGGCCAACGACGAGUUGUUGCAACUGGUUCAAGCGUGGGAGGAGGUGGUGGACGAUCCAAAGAACCGUUUACUGCUUUCUACCGGGGAACGCUCUACGUUACAUGCGCGGUUCUGUGCCAUUACCGGCUUGAAUAAACGCAGUCUAUCGUCGGUCACCCGUCAACACCAUCGGCUAUGUAUGUCGUACCGCCUGAUCGUGGAAACCAAUAAACGGAGUCUCAAAAAGGGGUCACCCGGGUGGUUUGAUCUAUCAGCCGCUGAACAGCACGAACUACGUCGGGUUCAUAAUAAGAAGGAAAAGGGCAUGACAGUUGUUAACCUCGACCUCUUUCGAAGACUCGACCGCAUCUGUGGUGGCAAAGCUAUCGAAACCAAGAAAUCCAAGUCCAAUAAGACUGGUCGGAAGGAAUCCGAAGUACCGAAACGUAGUCAUAAGAAGAAAAUUGUCGACUUUGAAGAGGAAUCACUCAGGAACACGUGGACAGCACGGGACUGGUCAUUGUUUGUGGAAGCGUGGCAACAAGCGGUGGAUGAGUUCCUCGACUAUGGUAAUGAACCGGAUGAGAAGGUCAAACUGCCUAAUUGGUUGAUCCGACAAAAGUUUGUCGCACUCGGGGGACAGCGAGACACGUCGGUAGGCUCAAUCACAGCAAAGAGACGGUGUAUUAUUCAUUCGUAUCACUUUAUCCAACAAUGUGUUGCCGGGUUGGAAGCACUCGACGGAUCGGACUGGUUCGAACUCACGUUCAACGAACGCUUCCGACUGCAAAGGAAGCUCGUAAGUCCCAAGUCGAGUCAGAGGGUGGGAUGCGAGAUCGACCGCGACACGUUUCUUAAAGUAGGCACCAUCAUCCGCAAGGAGAAGAAGCUCGGAAUGGUGAUGGUCACCGGUCAUAAACGGAAACGGAGUCACAAGAAGAUGCGCAAGCCGUCAGUGUCGUCCGACGCAUCUUCAGAUGUUUCGAUAUCCCGGUCGCCCAGUCCUUCCCCAUCACAUGACGAUGAUGAAGUGUCGGAACUAGAUUCGGAGACGCGGUAUCCGCGUCAUCCUGCAGUCUACGAGGAUGAGGAAGUGCAAGUUGAUGAAGACGUUGUCGAAGCGCUGCUGGAGGCACAAAAUGCUCACUUCGAGCAGCUGAUGCAUGACCUACGGGAAGAACGGAUGGAGGAACGCAAACAAAAUCAAGCUAUGCUGUUGGAAAUCUUGCACCAGCGAACCCCAGCAGAAGACCGCAACCAGAACAUGUCUGACAUGGAGUCGCUGGUUGGGAAACAGCAGCAGCAGCUCAUGGAUUUAUUUGCACAGAUGCACACGGAGCGACGACAGGAGAGAGAAGAUUUUCACGUAUUGGUGCGUCAGCUCUGUUCCCAGCCACGAUCAUAG
Molecule: messenger RNA, 1425 nt
Organism: Peronospora farinosa
Lineage: Eukaryota; Oomycota; Peronosporomycetes; Peronosporales; Peronosporaceae
Source: the annotation of a GenBank genome assembly